Ailuropoda melanoleuca (giant panda) is the source of this 4935-nucleotide messenger RNA. RefSeq names its product E74 like ETS transcription factor 3 (gene ELF3). Gene Ontology annotation, biological process: regulation of transcription by RNA polymerase II; cell differentiation. Gene Ontology annotation, cellular component: nucleus. The record is from RefSeq and is a predicted model, not a curated record. Lineage: Eukaryota; Metazoa; Chordata; Mammalia; Carnivora; Ursidae. The coding region runs from base 3133 to 4242 and encodes 369 amino acids. Gene Ontology annotation, molecular function: sequence-specific DNA binding; DNA-binding transcription factor activity, RNA polymerase II-specific. The transcript has 9 exons.
GUAGGAAAUAGUCGGUUCAGAACUUGGCGCUAAGUUCCAGUUUCCUGGUUUCAACAUGGGGACCUCAGUAGUUAGCAGCUUGGGUUUGAGGGAAGGGUUGCAAAGAAAUAUUUAAAUAUAUUUAAGUUGCCUUUCUUCAGUACAGGGCACUCCUGACCACGUCUCCAGGUGUGGCCGUGGCCUUGGCUUUGAGGCUGUCCACUCAGGCCUCCUGCCUUCCCCGCACGGCUGGAUGUGUUCUCACUCUUACAAGAGUUAGGGAACGGCAGUGAGCAGGUGGCAGGCUGGUGAGGGCCUCUGUCCCCUGGAGUGCCCAGGAACUUUGGGUCUGAGGAAAGAGAUUUGGAGACCCUGGAUUGUAAGAUCUCCUCUAGGCCCCAGCACUCUGAUGGCAGCCUCUUUCCAUAGAUGUUUCAGGGUUGUUCCUGUCCGUGUGCUAUAGGCAAGGAUGAUUUUAGGGCUCUCCAGAUGCCUCGCCUCCUCCCCAGCUUGAUGGCUGGAUUACCGGCUCUGACACCAGUGGCUGUCUUGCCUCGUUUGCCCCCAAACCUCUAAUAAUAGUAACAGGAACGAUGCAGGGUCUCUGUGGAAGUCUUCCUCUGACGGCCGCUCUUCGACCCCACUAACCGGGUAAAUCCUCACGGCGCACAGCAUGGGUAUCCCGAGUUGUGUUGCCAACCCUGCUCACCACCUUUGCCACCCAACAGUCCUGCUGGACGUGCCUGUCCUUUAGCGGGCUGGGGGACAGUGCUCCUGCCAUUCCGUACCCUGAAGACGAGGCUGUGCCAUUGUCGGGGCGAGCUUUGUGGGGAGGGCCAACGGGCUCUUCCGCCAUUGGCAGGGUAUUGGGAAGGCCUGUGCCUCUUGCUCCACAGCUCCUCUGACCACUAUCCUAGAACCUUCUCCCCAUUCCACCUCCAAGGCACUGACCCUACACUGAAGUCUUUCCCACUUACCCGCCAUAACGUCACCCACUCUUGGGCUGCUGGAGGCAUUAAUACUUGGAGAUAAGGUGCUAACCUAUAGGGAUUCCUUAUCUCAGCCCCAUUUUUUUUGUGAAGCCCCGUGAAGGCAAAUAUCCUCUCAUCCCACCCUCUGGUGCCAGAGCCAAGUGUCCCCCCGGGCAGGGGAGCAUGUGAGCCGUCCUGGGGCUAGAAGCCGGUUCUCCCACAUUCCAGGGUGAGUGACUGGGUGGAGGGUGUGCCCGCCUCAGGCUCCUUGGGGGAGGCCCCCUGAAGGGCUGGGGAAAAUCCUACCGCCAGAGCCCCAGGCUCUCCCACCACCCCCACCCAGUGGCCCAGUGGAGGGGGGCCUGGACCCUAAGCCCCUCUCCUAGGCGCCCAGCAGUUUCAGGGACAAAGAGGAGAACAUUCCAUAAGGUGGACUUCUUAGUUGUCUGGCUCUAGAGAUAAAGAAGGGGGCAGCUCCGGGGAGGGGAGGUCACCAUUUGUUUGAGGAGUCAUUUCACCCACUGAGGUUAAGCUUGGCCACGAACCACCCAGGCUUGUGGCAUUAACAAAGGAGGUGUGGAAAGAGACACUCAUAUCCUACAUCUUAGGUGCAUAAAAAACUAGAUCUGGAAGAGAUCUGAGGGAUUAUUAAGUCCAGACCACCUUGUUUUCACCUGUGGUGAAACAAGCAGAAUCCCGCAGCUGGCGAGUCACCUAACACACGCCUCCUGCCUCCUCUUCCCCAUCCUCUGUCCCCCCCCCCGCUCAGGGUCUCCAGUGGGGUCUGUGUUCAUAGACACAAAGGACUCACUGUGCCCGUGGGGAGGGCAAGGGCCCGGCCGACCGCCGAGCGGGAGGACCCUGAAGCAAGACACGCCUGCUAUCCUCGGGCAAGAGCACCAGCCCCCCCACUUAGCCAGCGCCGUGUGGCCUGGGCAAGUCACGCAACCCCUCCGAGCUAGGAUGCUCUCAGCUUUAAAACGGGGACAAUCAUACAUUCCAUACAGUGUUCUUGUGAGGAUUAAGUGGAGACUAGAGCUAGGAUGCUCUCAGCUUUAAAACGGGGACAAUCAUACAUUCCAUACAGUGUUCUUGUGAGGAUUAAGUGGAGACUACGUUACAGGUGCCUGGUAAAUGGUGACUACUGGGCGUUCCAUUUUCUUCGUGGAAUGCCGGGACCCAGGGAGCCAGGCUUCCGGCCACUAGAGGGUAGCAGACAGGUGCCGGUCAACUGGGCCGAGGGCGGGGAGACUAGAAGGGAGACCUGACGGCGAGGGAUAAACACGGCCACGCGGAUUCCAGCACCUGCAGCCGCCCCCAGGGUCCGAGGGCUCCAGCAGGGGCGGAGGGAGAGCCAAACCUCUCCAGAAGUGGCUGCAGCAGCCCUAGUGCUUGCAUGGGGUGCGGGCAGGCAAAGCGUGCGAAGACGUUUCCACCAAAGUAGAUGCCAGCGAGCAGGCUGCUGGGGGCGCCGGGGACGCUGAGGACGCCGGGGCCCUAGGGUAGGCUGUAGGAGCCCAUGAAUACAGCCUAGCCUAGCGUCUGGAGAGCCUUCCAGCAGGAAUCCUGAGCGUUGUGGGAAAAGUUCCCAAACGCCACUCUCUGCUCUCCCUACUAGGCCCCCUUGUCCUCAGAUCUCUGCCCCGUUUGGGGACUAGCAGUCCUCCUCCCCAGUUCCACCACGUUCCCUUCCCCUCUUCCAGCCCAUCCCUGGCCUGGCCCCCCCGGAGGAAUUUCCUGCGCCAGAGGGUGGCCGAAAGUACAGAUGCCCACCCCAGCAACUCUCCUGCCCCCCGCCCAGGCCAGUGCCCUGUGCCCAACCCCAGAGGGUGCGGGAUGACAGACUCUGACAAUCAUUAAACCAGCCGGGCCUGAUUUCCCAGCACCGCCUGCCAGGAUCCGGGCCAAGUGGCACAAAAUAUGCAAAUCACCUGGGCCCAGAAGCCCGGUCUAAAGGCCAGGAAAUCCCCUCCGUCCAAUGAGCCAGCAGCUCAGGUUACCGCCAGCCGCGCUAUAAAGGCCUGGGCUGGGGCGGAGCUGCCGCAAGCCUCUAUUUAGGGCGGGUGGGGGAGCACCUCCGAGCUACCUGGCACAGCUGCGGGCCGCCCGGAUUUCUCGCCUGCCUGCUGUCCCUUAGUCCUGCCUGCCUGCCACACCCACACCCCGCCACUCAGGUAGCCUCAUGGCUGCGGCCUGUGAGAUUAGCAACGUCUUCAGCAACUACUUCAGUACUAUGUAUAGCCCGGAGGAGCCCGCGCUGGCUUCUGUCCCCGCUGCCGCCACCUUUGGGGCCGAUGACCCGGUGCUUAGCCUGAGCAACUCCCAGAUGCCUCUGGAGGGCACAGAGAAGGCCAGCUGGUCGGGGAAGCAGCCCCAGUUCUGGUCAAAGGCCCAGGUUCUGGACUGGAUCAGCUACCAAGUGGAGAAGAACAAAUACGACGCAAGCUCCAUCGACUUCUCGCAGUGUGACAUGGACGGGGCCACGCUCUGCAACUGUGCCCCCGAGGAGCUGCGUCUGGUCUUUGGGCCUCUGGGGGACCAACUCUAUUCCCAGCUGUGGGACCUCACUUCCAGCUUUCCUGAUGAACUCAGCUGGAUCAUUGAGCUGCUGGAGAAGGACAGCAUGGCCUUCCAGGAGACCCUGGGCCCCUUUGACCAGGGAAGCCCCUUCAGCCAGGAGAUGCUGGAGGAGUGCCGGCAGCCCAGCCCCUACUUCCCCGGCAGCUAUGGCCCUGGAGCCCCCUCCCCCGGCAGCUCCGAUGUCUCCACCACAGGGACUGGGACUUCCCAGAGCCCCCACUCCUCAGACUCCGGUGGAAGUGACGUGGACCUGGAUCCCAGUGACAGCAAGCUCUUCUGUAGGGACGGCUUUCCUGACUAUAAGAAGGGGGAUCCUAAGCACGGGAAGCGGAAACGGGGCCGGCCCCGAAAGCUGAGCAAAGACUCUCGGGAGUGUCUGGAGGGCAAGAAGAGCAAGCACGCCCCCAGAGGCACCCACCUGUGGGAGUUCAUCCGGGACAUCCUCAUCCACCCGGAGCUCAAUGAGGGCCUCAUGAAGUGGGAGAACCGGCAAGAGGGCGUCUUCAAGUUCUUGCGGUCAGAGGCAGUGGCCCAGCUCUGGGGCCAGAAGAAGAAGAACAGCAGCAUGACCUACGAGAAGCUGAGCAGGGCCAUGAGGUACUACUACAAACGGGAGAUACUGGAGCGGGUGGAUGGCCGGCGGCUGGUCUACAAGUUUGGCAAAAACUCCAGCGGCUGGAAGGAGGAAGAGGUUGCCGGGAGUCGGAACUGAGGGUCCGAACGGGACCCAGGACCAAACGCAUGGACUUGAGGCCUGCAGCCCCUCCUGGGAGGACCACCAGGCCCCCACCAUUCGGGCAUGCCGGGGCCGUGCUGUGGAGAGAAGCUGAGGUUCUGGGACCUUAUUCAGCUGUCAUUCUGGGAUCCGGGGCUUGUGGCCUCUCCUGUCUGCCCUCCUCUUGGAAUUACGAGCGCUGGGGUUUGAGGUGACUUGUCGGCUGACCAUAGCUGCCAGCGCAGCUCCUUUUACUGGUGCCUCCUCCUACCCAACCCAGACAGCGGCUACAGACAGUGCCUUCCGCCCCCAGAUGCCUGGGCAGAGCCAAGGAGGCCAGGGGAAGCCGCAGGGGCGCUGUGAGAGGGGGCCUUACGGGGUCCUCCUGCCCCCUGCUUUCUGGACCGGCCUCCACCUCAUUGCUUGGACUCCGCAGGCAGGGGUCAGAGCACUCCCUAAUUUAUGUGCUAUAAAUAGUCAGAUGUACAUAGAGAUCUAUUUUUUCUAAGACAUUCCCCUCCCUGCUCCUCUCCCACCACGGGUUCGUGGUCAGACAGACUCUUCUAGGCCUUCAGCUGGGCCAGCGAGGGGCGGGGAGAUGCCUGGACCCUCAGGAUGGGGCUCCCGGCUCCUUUCUCCUGUGAAUGGAGGCAGAGACCUCCAAUAAAGUGUCUUCUGGGCUUUUUCUAA